Centrocercus urophasianus (Greater sage-grouse) is the source of this 4311-nucleotide messenger RNA. RefSeq names its product NF-kappa-B inhibitor zeta-like. The transcript is spliced from 11 exons. Gene Ontology annotation, cellular component: nucleus. The record is from RefSeq and is a predicted model, not a curated record. Gene Ontology annotation, molecular function: DNA binding; POU domain binding. Bases 210 to 2384 code for a protein of 724 amino acids. NCBI's taxonomy places the organism in Eukaryota, Metazoa, Chordata, Aves, Galliformes, Phasianidae. Gene Ontology annotation, biological process: regulation of gene expression.
CCCAGGCAGUUUGCAGGGACUGCCUUUAUUCUGCAGCCACUACAGUUCGCUUUGAGGAACAGAAGAGGGAGUUGGGCCUAACCACGAUGGAGAGUUAAACACAGCUGUCAUGUUCUUGAUGUGAAACUGGAUACUUCUUUCUUUUGCAGCUCAGCAGGGUUUUAUUCCCACCCUUCCUUUCUCAGCUCUCUUCUACGCACGCAGAGGUAAUGCUGCAAACAGUCUGCACGAGCCCUGAGCUACUGGUCAAGCAAAACAUCACUGAAAAUGAAAGCUGUGGCUACAGUCCAGGCCAGGGAUCUCCGCAGCCUGGGGAAACUGCCAGUCCCAAAAGGCAUUUUCAACAAAGCCCAUCGCUGCCAGACUCUGGAUUAACUGAACUUAAUGUUGCAAGCCCUGAGAUCUACCCAGCUCCUCCACAUAAACCUCCAGCGAUGUCUGCUCCCACUGACUCGGCGCUGGGCUCGGAUCCCCCUCCUCGGAGGCGUUACAUGGGUGUGAGGGUGAAGAUGCCGGUGCGGGAGCUGCUGAGGAAGGUCCGGCUUUCCAGGGGGCUGCAGGCAGCUGCCAGCCAGGUAAGGGCUGUGGGAGGGCGGCCCUCAGAGCUGGGGCUGCAAGAAACCAUCCGUGAUCUGAAUACUGCCCUGCAAUCUAUCCAGAGGUGGCCCAAAGAAACAACUUCGCCCUUUGGCUCUAACAAGCCAGGCUUCCAAAAAGGCUGUGCUCCUGUCCUUGUGUGGCUGCUACAAAUUGCCUGCUCGUGGAAAUUCAUUCAUGUGCAGUCUCUGCUGUGCAAAGUACACAGUGCAAAAUACAAUGCUCUUAGCUUAGGUCACACAGUUUGCCAUUGUUUCACUUCCUUACAUGCGAGCAUUUUAAAUGUAGUUUUGUUUUUAUUAUUAUUUUUGUCUCCUCAGGAAGCCUCAUCAGUGAGGACGGCAAGCAAAGGAUCCUCAGGAAAAACAGCAGAAAAGAGAAGAGUUCACCCUUAUACAGAGAAGCAGCUUAGACAGAGCAAGCAGAGCAUCGGGCAAACGCUAAAAGGCUUAGAGGACCUGGAUAUCCUGGUGGAGGUGCUGCAAGAAGACCUGAACAAAAGCCAGCUGAAGAAGGAAUCUCUGCGUGCUGCGCCCGAUGGCUUUUGGCAGGGCUUCCCUGCAGAGCUGCAGGCCCCUUGGUGGGGAGCUGGAGGAAGCAAGCAGGCAGCUGGCAACGUGCAGGAAAGGUGCCAAAGCUUCACCAAGCUGCGUUCUCAUUGUUGCUUUAUAGACUGCAGCUCGGCAUUGCAGGAGGAGGUAGAGAGCUCCUUUUGUGAUGGUCAGAAAGACAUGCAUGAGCCUGAUUCACCAGGAACGUUCUCAAGGACAAGGGAAAAAGAAAGCAGCUGGUGGAUGCAGGGCAUGGGUAGCAGCACCCAGAAGCACUGCUGGGCACAGCCUGCACAGAGCACAUCUCCCUGCUUCGAUCCACCAGGAGCCCAUCCAGAGCCAUUUGUGGAGGCUGACAGCGACUCUUUGGGUUCCAGAGGAUGCUCGAGGCAGACCUCGAUUGCUUUCACACAGCAGGAUCUCUCUGCCAUCUCUUUCUUCCAGUUCCAGCUACACAGGGAGGAAAGCUUGCUGAGGAAUAUUCCAGCAGACAAACUGCUUGCACCUGAUGAAAAUGGCAACAGGCUGCUGCACAAGGCUGUUGCUCAGGGAAGAAGAGCUCUGACUUACGCGCUAGCACGGAGAUUUGCGUCCCUGAAUAAAAUUGAUGAGAAGGAUGCAGAGAAACGGACAGCACUACAUCUUGCUGCAGAAAAGAACCAGCACCUGAUGGUCGGUGACCUCAUAUCCCUGGGGGCAAACGUCAACGAGCAGGAUGGGCGGGGGAAAACCCCCCUCCACCUGUGUGCAGAGAAUGGGUACCUGCGGGUCUUAGAGGUUUUGAAAAACUGCAAAGACGGCGGUGUGUGCGUAGCAGUGAACGUGGCGGACCACUGCGGUUUGACACCACUGCACUGUGCUGCUCUUGCUCACACCAUCUUAGCCACGGAAUCUCAAAAAACCGACGGUGACAGUGACAUGGGGAGGUUCCUCAAACUACGCAAGGACCAAAUUCUCGAGGGAAUUAACUGCUUGUUGCACAUGGGAGGAAAACCGGAGCUGCAGGUUCUACGUUCGUGUCAAACUACUGCUCCCUGUUUAAAAAUUGAGGAGAACACCGAGCUGAUGUGUUUGCUCCAGACUCAUAAACCCAAGGAACUGGACAUUCUUCAAGAGAGUAAUGGUUUGCUGGCAGCUCCAGGAGUGCCGUGUCCCUCACCAGCAGAUCACUUCUCUGAGCUUCUGCCCGUUUCACCUUUGGACUUCGUUGACAUUAUUCUUAAAGGGAAAUGCUGAUAAGGCUCGUUAUCUGCAUCUCGUGGUCCGUGUGCUGCAGCUGUUGCUGAAGAAUAGGCCAAAAACAGACAGUAAAAGUCUUCAAAAGUAUUAUAGCUUGAACUGCCUGUUGAAGAUAUCUCCUCAGUACCCAGCAAUCAAGAGUAAACUUGAUUGGCAGGGCAAAUCCUUAGACAGUGUUAGAUGCUCCAGUCAAUGAAUUGGUCUUAGCUUUCUCAUGAAGCUGAGCAUUAGCACUGCUUUCUGGAGGGCCAUUGCAACUGUAGAUGUUCUACUUUCCCAAUGUCUGAAUUUUUUUAAUGCAGCUACCAUUGGUUAAGAGGAAAACCUUCUAUUUUAGCCCUUAAGGACCUAGUCCUGAUGGUACCAAUGUAAGGUCAGUCUCUGCAGUCUGAAUUCAAGGCACUGGAAAAAGAUAACAACAAAAUCCCCCCCUCCAAAAAAAAGACAGACCAAAACCCAAAGCACAACGCACAGCUGUGCUGCUACUGAGCAGAUUUUUUCAACAAGAGUCGAGCUGAUUAUCUAUGCAAUCAGAAUUUGCCACCAGCAAUGGACUUCAGGUGAAGUCUGGGAUGUAAAACAUUUGGAAUGGUUUAUCUGUGAUGAUCUAACAGAGGAAUACAGCUUUAUAAAAUGUAGGUCUGUAAGAAUACUUCACAACAACGCGCUGUUAGACCGAGCAGCUUUGCCUAAAAAAUUUUCAACUGCCAGAUACAGAAGUAUUCAAUGGGACUGCUAGAAAUUAGGUAAUUAAUAGAAAGAAAAUUCUCUCCCCAGAUGUAAUGUCAUUUAAUUUGAACUUCUGAUUGUGAAUUAGCUGGUUUCUAUGAAACUUCCCUGUUUGCUACGUAUGGAGCAAUCUACAUUUACCUAGCUACAAAAUGAUUGAUCCAGCAAUCAACUCACAGAUGUACUUCCCAUUAAAGUAGAUGGGAGAUUUUUCACGUGUAACAUUGCAGGAUCCAGCUCUGAGUACUCAGCACGCUUGGGGAACUGAUCUUUAAUGAUCUCUUUGGAUUUUCUUGUCAAAAGGUUCCUUUUAUUUCUUCUUGGGUAUCCUUAAGUGUUAAGCUCCAAGAGCUACGUUGCACAACAUGAAGCAAGUUUUACUAGAAAAGUGACAGUGUUUAAGUUAACUCCAGUGGGAUUUUGGUCCUAUCUUACGUUUCUCAUGUUCUGAACUGCUGAUCAGGGUUGCAUUCAUCUAUGUUCAGAUUCUUGGGUCUGGAUGAGACCUACAUCAAGAUUCUUAUGUGUACCUUAUAGUUCUGUGUUGCUGUUCACAUAAUGGGUUGUAAAGCUGAACAUCCCCCUCCUGCCAUAGGUGUUCUGCAUGCUUUGAUCCUUUCCCCUUUUGGGUUUCACAUGGAAAUACAAAGACUUUCCUCUUGUGCUUUGAGGGGAAGAUCCCCUCUAUUACCACUCUAUUACCUCUAUUACCACUCAUUCCUCCUUCAUGUUGGCAUUUUAACUCACAUCUGAGCUUCCUCAUGUGAAGAGAAUUAAUGAGGAUCGUCUGAGUGGUUCGGCUUUCAUUGGUGGAUUUAAGGAUCAGAUCCAACACUCACUGAAACUGAAGACCCUUUAUGUAAAGUAAAAACGAAGAGAUGCUGCAUCGCAAGCAAAAUGAAGAAUGAAGUGAUACAGUGAACAUAGAAGAGCAUCAGGAAGCAUUUUAAGUGAAAAAAUGAUCAUUUUUAUGGGAUAUCUUUAAAAAGAGUAGAAAUUUACUCUAUAAGAAUUCAACUUUAAUCAAGGAGGACAGGAGCCUUACCCUAUCGUUUAUUCAACAUAUGCUAAACUGAACUAGCCUAUGAAAUAUAUUCUAUGAGUUAUAACUUAAUUGCAUUACCAUUAGUAGGUGUGCUUUACGUUGCUUCAUUGUCCCUUCCUGUCAAUAAAUACAUGAUUUCAUGCUUAUGAA